This is a messenger RNA of Venturia canescens, 822 nucleotides long. RefSeq lists its product as uncharacterized. The transcript has 2 exons. The coding region runs from base 122 to 619 and encodes 165 amino acids. The record is from RefSeq and is a predicted model, not a curated record. NCBI's taxonomy places the organism in Eukaryota, Metazoa, Arthropoda, Insecta, Hymenoptera, Ichneumonidae.
UCUCUGAGGUGGCUGGAGAGCUCAGAUCUUGCUAGAACUCAGGAGUCGUCGGAUCCUGAUAUACGAAAAUCAAAGAAAUAGUUAUAGAUUGAGAUAUCGAAUUUCAUCAAGAAUAAAGUUAAUGAGAAUGGUAGAGUUUUUCAUUGGAAAAAUGAGAAUUUUCAAAAGAUCCGAGCUCAUUAUUUUAUUUAUAUUCGUCAUCAUCCUAUCGAGCAACGCUGCGCCAAGACAACAAGCGUCUCUGACAAUCUCUCGUUCUCCGGAAGAUUCAACGAGUGCAAACGAGGAAAAACCACAAAUCGGCGAUCAUUACGAUCAACGUCAAAAUGGAACAGAAAAUUAUCGGAUUCACGUUGACGGACUUGUCCUGGUGGUGGCACCGAUCGAGGGUCUUCUUUUAGCCGGUGGACUUCCGGGCAUCGGAGAUUCCAGUAUUUUUGGAACACCCGGUCCGAGCGUCGAGAAACCGAAACCUGAGGAGGCACCGAUCGCGAUCAAACCAACGAGCGAAGCGAGCGUGGAAAAACCAUCGAGUGCCAAAUCGUCUCACGGCUCAGGUCUUCGGCUCAUAAAUCUUCUUACUCCAUUUCUCCGAAGAGUUCAUCAUCAGCAUCAGUGAGAAGAAAAACAUUAUCGGUUCCACCUAGACGCUGAAUACGAAGAAUAUAAAUACGAAGCUACGAACAAAAAACGACUUAUAAAUACGAUUAAUUUUACUUUAAAUCCAGUAGAUUCCAUUGAUAUUUUUUUAGAGAGAACGCAAAAAAUAUACCAAGACAAAACUUUAUUUGAUCAAAAAUUAAACAUACACGUCUCUGACCA